Molecule: messenger RNA, 7375 nt
Organism: Phyllostomus discolor (pale spear-nosed bat)
Lineage: Eukaryota; Metazoa; Chordata; Mammalia; Chiroptera; Phyllostomidae
Gene: SLITRK1
Product: SLIT and NTRK like family member 1
Exons: 1
Coding region: 991-3081 (696 amino acids)
Biological process (GO): regulation of presynapse assembly; positive regulation of synapse assembly; axonogenesis
Cellular component (GO): GABA-ergic synapse; glutamatergic synapse; postsynaptic density membrane
Molecular function (GO): protein binding
Source: RefSeq, a predicted model, not a curated record
AGCAUUCCCUCACCAGAUGGAUUUUUGCUACUGCAGAUCAGCAGAGGGUGUCAGAUCUUUCAGAGUGCACCAGGCUGGAACGAGCAGAGCUUCUUAGCAACUCUCCUCUUUCCCCGCUCCCCAUUCUCGCGCUCUCUUUCUCCCUCCGACAACUCGCCCCCCACCCGCCCUCCGCCCCCUCCACGCGAUUCCGAAACAGCAGAAGAAAGAGAACAAGAAACGAGCCAGUAACCGAGAUUCAGAGCCCAGGGGGAAAAAAAAAGCUGGAGAGGACCUAAGGGAAAGAAACGAAAAGAAUGGACAGGCACAAAACGCAGCAAUUGCGGAAAUUUUCCAGCGCCAUUGGCUCGGCAGUGUGAGUCCUUCGGUCGGGCGUGAUUUCAGCACCGGGAGGAUUGGACAGCACCUCGGGGGGACUUCUGGGCAACCUACAGCUACAGCAAGAACUCCAUCAGCAGCCUCAACAACAGAAGCCGCCGAAAGCCCUGCUUUUUGUAUCAGAAAGGCAAGGUCAGUCCGACACACAGCCAUGCACAGGCAGUGCGCCUGUACUACGCUGCAAACCCUCUGCUUGUUUCUCUAACAUGCACUUGCUUCUAAUUACUAGCAUUGUUCCCUUACUGAUUAGUGAGGACCACUAGACGAGAUUCUGUUAGGUGUGCAUUUUUAAUUUAUACGUAUAUAUUUAACUUCAUUUUUUUUAAGGUUGAGGGGGAGUGGGGUUAUUUUUCUACUUUUUUUUUUUUUUUUUGCUUGCCUUGCACUACGUGCCUGGAUAGUUUGUGAAUAUAAUUAUUGACUGGCGCCUGGGUUGUUGCAGUGCGGGGGGGUUAGGGAGGAAGGAAUCCACCCCCACCCCCCCAAACCCUUCUCUUCUCCUUCCCUGGGUUCGGACAUUGGAACACUAAAUGAACUUGAAUUGUGUCUGUGGCGAGCAGGAUGGUCGCUGUUACUUUGUGAUGAGAUCGGGAUGAAUUGCUCGCUUUAAAAAUGCUGCUUUGGAUUCUGUUGCUGGAGACGUCUCUUUGUUUUGCCGCUGGAAACGUUACAGGGGACGUUUGCAAAGAGAAGAUCUGUUCCUGCAAUGAAAUAGAAGGGGACCUACACGUAGACUGUGAAAAAAAGGGCUUCACAAGUCUGCAGCGUUUCACCGCGCCGACUUCACAGUUCUACCAUCUAUUUCUGCAUGGCAAUUCCCUCACUCGACUUUUCCCUAAUGAGUUUGCUAACUUUUAUAAUGCGGUUAGUUUGCACAUGGAAAACAAUGGCUUGCAUGAAAUCGUUCCUGGAGCUUUCCUGGGGCUGCAGCUGGUGAAAAGGCUGCACAUCAACAACAACAAGAUCAAAUCUUUCCGAAAGCAGACUUUUCUGGGGCUGGACGACCUGGAAUACCUCCAGGCUGAUUUUAAUUUAUUACGGGAUAUAGACCCCGGGGCCUUCCAAGACUUAAACAAGCUGGAGGUACUCAUUUUAAAUGACAAUCUCAUCAGCACCCUACCUGCCAACGUGUUCCAGUAUGUGCCCAUCACCCACCUCGACCUCCGAGGAAACAGACUGAAAACGCUGCCCUAUGAGGAGGUCUUGGAGCAAAUCCCUGGCAUUGCCGAAAUCCUGCUGGAGGAUAACCCGUGGGACUGCACCUGUGAUCUGCUUUCCCUGAAAGAAUGGCUGGAAAACAUUCCCAAAAAUGCCCUGAUCGGUCGAGUGGUCUGCGAAGCCCCCACCAGACUGCAGGGUAAAGACCUCAAUGAAACCACCGAACAGGACUUGUGUCCUUUGAAAAACAGAGUGGAUUCCAGUCUUCCGGCGCCCCCUGCCCAAGAAGAGACCUUUGCUCCUGGCCCCCUGCCAACUCCCUUCAAGACAAAUGGGCAAGAAGAUCGCGCCACCCCGGGGUCUGCUCCAAACGGAGGUACAAAGAUCCCAGGCAACUGGCAGAUCAAAAUCAGACCCACUGCAGCGAUAGCGACCGGCAACGCCAGGAACAAACCCCCAGCCAAUGGCUUGCCUUGUCCUGGGGGCUGCAGCUGCGACCACAUCCCAGGGUCGGGUUUAAAGAUGAACUGCAACAACCGGAACGUGAGCAGCUUGGCUGAUUUGAAGCCCAAGCUCUCCAACGUGCAGGAGCUUUUCCUGCGAGAUAACAAGAUCCAUAGCAUCCGAAAAUCGCACUUUGUGGAUUACAAGAACCUCAUUCUGUUGGAUCUGGGCAACAAUAACAUUGCCACUGUAGAGAACAAUACUUUUAAGAACCUUGUGGACCUCAGGUGGCUGUAUAUGGAUAGCAACUACCUGGACACACUGUCCCGGGAGAAAUUCGCCGGGCUGCAAAACCUCGAGUACCUGAACGUGGAGUACAACGCUAUCCAGCUCAUCCUCCCAGGUACCUUCAAUGCCAUGCCUAAACUGAGGAUCCUCAUUCUCAACAACAACUUGCUACGGUCCCUCCCCGUGGACGUGUUUGCUGGGGUCUCGCUCUCUAAGCUCAGCCUGCACAACAACUACUUUAUGUACCUCCCGGUUGCAGGGGUGCUGGACCAGUUAACUUCCAUCAUCCAGAUAGACCUGCACGGAAACCCUUGGGAGUGCUCCUGCACCAUUGUGCCUUUCAAGCAAUGGGCAGAACGCCUGGGUUCCGAAGUGCUGAUGAGCGACCUCAAGUGUGAGACACCGGUGAACUUCUUUAGGAAGGAUUUCAUGCUCCUCUCGAAUGACGAGAUCUGCCCCCAGCUGUACGCGAGGAUCUCGCCCACGUUAACUUCACAAAGUAAAAACAGCACUGGGUUGGCGGAGACCGGGACACAUUCCAACUCCUACCUAGACACCAGCAGGGUGUCCAUCUCCGUGUUGGUCCCGGGACUGCUGCUGGUGUUUGUCACCUCCGCCUUCACUGUGGUGGGCAUGCUCGUGUUUAUCCUGAGGAAUCGAAAGCGGUCUAAGAGAAGAGACGCCAACUCUUCGGCGUCCGAAAUUAAUUCCCUACAGACAGUCUGUGACUCUUCCUACUGGCACAAUGGGCCUUACAACGCAGAUGGGGCCCACAGAGUGUACGACUGUGGCUCCCACUCGCUCUCAGACUAAGCCCCCAACCCCGCUAGAGUAGGGGAGGGGGAAGGCGAAGCUCCCCCUUCCCCCCACGCUGUCGGCAUCCCGGGGUCAGAAAAGCCGGGACCCCACUCCAGUGUGCCCCAAGGCUCGAUGGACAUAAAUAAAUAACUGUGAACUCGCUCAACUGAGAUGAUCUGACCCCGUAGCUCCCUUCUGGAAACAAAGAGCAGACUGUAGCUGGGAGAGCGCUGCCAAACCGCUCUUUGCUGAGAGCCUCUUUUGACAAAGCCCAGCAGGGGCCCUGCUCCAAGAACCGACAGUGCCCUUCCCCUCUGAGGAGGGGCUGGUGGGGAUGGCUGUCGUGGUCCCACACAUAUAUACAUUUACCCACAUCUAUAUAGAGAGAUAGAUAUCUAUUUUUCCCCCGUGGAUUAGCCCCGCGAGGAGGGGGGGGCGUGAUAGUUCCCUGUUGCCUACGCAGGGAUGGGCAGUUGCACGAAGGCAUGAAUGUAUUGUAAAUAAAUAACUUGGACUCCUGAGAAAAACAAAAAGCGCUGCAUGGCUCGCAUGGAAUCCACGCGCUCCAGGGACGCUGCCCUCCCCGGCGACCGGAGAGAGCGUCACGUUCACAGCACCCGCCCUCUUACCUGAUAAGUCCCAUCGUAUCAAACUUUCUAUAAACAAAGUACAGUAUAAUCAGAAGUGCCAUUUCACCAUUAUUUGUGAUCGGUAGGCAGUUCAGAGAGUACGUUUACUGUGAAAAAAAUGUUAAGGUUUUAUUUAAGACAUUUGCAUGACUACUCAUUAGCCCAUUUUAUGAGUUAAAAAUGUAUUUUGUUAAGAGACGUUUUAUGGGUUGUUUUGGGUUCAUCCUUUUAUUUUGAUGGUGAUGUUUACUUUUUUUUUGGAGGGGGAAUAUUUUUCUAUACAUAUCCAAUAAGGCCUUCCAUCUGAAUGUAAAAUAAGUACCCAUGAUUUCUAUUAUAGUAUCUGGUGUAAUUAUUUAAAAAAAAAGGAAAGAUUUUGAGGCAGUUAAGCAUGACCAAUUAAUGUCACUCUAGUGCUUAGGCUGCGAUCUUAAAACGGUAGCAAUUCUGUGCUGGUGUAACUCUGACUUACAAAGUAGGAAAAAAAAAGAACGGAGGAAGCACGUGAAACUUACUAAUUCUAUUCGAGGAUUUUAUAAUGGCAUAUUUUUUCAGUAUUAAAGUGAUCAUGUUUUCAACUCUGGGUCCUUACAUUUUUCCAGCUUCAUAUUUGCAACUGGUAAACUGCAUGUACGGUGGAAGGGACGGGGGAGGGGGACGGUUGAGGGUGGAUCCCCUUCCAGAGCUACUUUAAGGCUCUUUCUCUAAGCCUCAUACUUUGCUUUUUACCUUUCAUUAGUACCCCUCCCCCUCCAUCCCCGCCCGGACUUUUCCAGCUUUCCCCGCGGAUUAAGUAAGGUCUUCCCCCAAUAGCGCCCUCCAUUUUUUUCCCCUUUUCCCUUAUGCGGCAGUGAAUCCCUUUAUUAAUACUGGAAAUCCCUCCUGCUGCUUCCGCCGCGGCUGCUGCUGCUGCACACACUGCAGAUAUAUUAAGGAUGUUAGUAAAGAUUUGAUGUAAUUGACUCUGCCUAGAUCGGUCUCCUUAAACACAGUGGAGAUUUCAUUGGUCAGCAGUCUUCAAUGAAAGACAGCGUUAAUGCCUGGCAUUUGAGAUGCUGCUGGCGUUUUGAAUUCAACAUCUGCUGAAAACGGUGAAGCUAAUUAAUGCCCACCCACCCUCCCCGCCCCAGCAACCGCAUAUUGAAAUUUGUUAAAACGCUCAUCUUCAUGGAAAUCAAUCAUUAUCCAAAAGAAGAGUUUCUAUCCCAUCAUUCGGGUCUCUGCUUGUGACCUAGUAGUUCACAAGAAAAGCAUUGAACUAUUUGGAUAUUUUGAGCCAGUGUUACUCUGGCUUCAGAUCAUAUUCCUCUGGGAUUCACAUAACUACACAUGUUGAUGGAGUCUGCAUUCCACCACAUCUUCACCACUGAGGAUUAUUAAAAGAUGGCAGACCACAGAUUAAGAAAAAAAAAAAUAUAUAUAUAUCUCAGCUAAUGAAAGUAAAUCAGCUAGUGAAAGCCCCCAGAGUGGUUGUUAAGAUUUGCUUUCUAGAAAUCAUGUUCUAAAGAGAAGGAAUUUCCCAGAACAGUGAUACAAGUGGUGUUCUGGAGUAUGUAUUAUUUAUUUUAACAUUUUUAAAAUAAAAUCUUUAUUAUAAACCAUGACUACUCCUAAGGCCAUUCAUCAUUUUUUCUCUCGAUUCUUUUGUUGGUGGACUACAUUUCAUAGUGGUAAAAUCAAAAUCUACAAAUAUGGGUUGCUCUUUCUUUCUUUCUUUCUUUAUUAUUCAUAUGAAGGCCUUACUUCCUUUUAUGAAAAUAAAGUACAACUGGGUUCCUGAGGAGCAAUGGGAAGAUUUAUUUGUGAUGGAAAAGUUGGGGAAGAGGAAGAUGCAUGUAUUCAACAAUAUUAUGACCUUAAGGCAAAGAAAACAUGGGCAGAUGUUCUAAGUCUCUGGUGGAAAGUAACACUUAAGAGAAGAUACUUAGUGAGGCGCAGUAGUAACUUUUAAAGCUGAUGUAUGAUUAAUGUAAGUCAGGAAAUUAGAACUUCUCUGAGAAGGUGUGCACUGGGCAAGACCUUUUCUUCAUACUGAUUAAAAAAUAAUUACAUUAUUGAAGACAAGGUUAAAGGGGUAAACUUGUUCAAAUAUUAGCUUCAAUGGUUUUUGAGUGAUCAGUGUGUACCAGGCGCGUGCUAAGUGUUUACAUAAUUAUUUAAUUUAACUAUCACAACCAUGGAAUAAUUUAAUAACAUAUUACUGUUUCCAUUAAUACCAAUGAGAACAUUGAAGCUUAAGGAGAAAAGGCAAUAACUCAGAUCAUACCUGUUAUAUGGUGAAGCUGGAUUUAAACUUCAACACCUCAUUCUAUGAAUAGAGUAGUCAUAUAUAAUUACCUGGUGACCUUUUAAAAUUCAGAAAUAUAUUCAUAUAUAUUCAUAAAGGACUAUAACUAAUUAGGAACCCAGGUUUUGCCUUCUUAAUUGAGUAUGCAAUGGUGAUCCUUUAUAUAUCUAAAAUGUCUGGCAAGAAAAGAAAGUUAUCCUGCAUUUAGAAGAGAUGUUCUUCAAUAGUUUAUAAGAAGACUUAACAGAUACGAAAAAAGAUAAAUGUGCUAUAUACAUGUACAAAUUAUAGAAAUUCGUGUCAAUAAAUCUAAAUUAUCUAUACAGUGAUUCUAAAACACUAGGAUCAUCACAUAUUUUAAUAUGUAAUAAUACAUGUUAAACUUUAUAUAGAAAAGAUGCCCAAUGAUUCAUAUGAAAAACAUACAUUAUUUAGACAAAGUUUUAUUUAUUUUCAUAAGUACCUCUUUACAGUUACAUAUAUAAACUUUUAUAUAUGUUUAUAAUAGUUUGUUCUGAAUGAUACAUACUGCCUAAGGCCUCACCACAUAACUAUUAUUUAGAUGUACUUAGCUUCUUGUUUUGGUUUUGUCUUCCCAUAAAAUACUCAUGUAACUGUAGUUGUCAUUUGCUUUAGUUGAGAUAUCUUGUUUCCAGUCAAAUCAUCCUUUAAUUCAUCAAAGCAAAAUAGAUUUUAGUUGUGCCAGAUGAAAUGGAGGGAAGAGAUACCUUGUUUAAUUCCAUUGCUUCGAAGAAAGUAGUAGCUUCUGUUGCUGCUGCUAUAAUUAAGAGUGUCUUAGAAUUUAAGUUGUUGCCAUAGAAAUUUAUUGCUUAUCCAUUUUUACAUGUUUAUCCAGGAGGAAGCCAGAAUGGUUUAUCUAACAUUAACAUAACAGGGUUGUUUUUCUUAACAGUAGUUAUAUUAAAUGUAAUUAGAAUUGUCAGGCAUUUUAUUAAGUAUUAAAAUUAUGUUGGUGAUUCCAAGGACAGUUUGUUAAUAUAGCUUUCCCUAAGUUGCUAAUAAAUAUUAUGUGGUAUGUACACAGAGAUGGAUGAAUUUGCAGGGAUGAACACAGAAGUACAUGUUUUCAAUGUGUUGGUAGAAUAUUAGAGUGUUUUCUAAUUCUGGUCUUCUGCUGACUAAUUUAUUAAUAUUAUUUUUAUUUGUAUGCUUAUUGGAAGAAAAAAUAGAAAUAUAAGAUGUGCUAAAAAUUUAAUUUUAGCAUGUAUUAACUUUUGGUUCAUUUUCUCUUGUUUUCAGCCUAUUCCAAAUGCAACAGAUUAUUUAAUUUUUAGAAGGUGAAUUCUGUAUAAUAUAAACAGUUACAGGAAAUGCAAAAUUAAGAUUUUUGUUAUAUGAUCUGUUUCAAUGUGGCCUUGAUCCAUAAAAAAAA